Leptopilina heterotoma is the source of this 2205-nucleotide messenger RNA. RefSeq lists its product as uncharacterized. Gene Ontology annotation, biological process: DNA integration. Gene Ontology annotation, molecular function: nucleic acid binding. Lineage: Eukaryota; Metazoa; Arthropoda; Insecta; Hymenoptera; Figitidae. Bases 1 to 2205 code for a protein of 734 amino acids. The record is from RefSeq and is a predicted model, not a curated record. The transcript has a single exon.
AUGCUUUCUCAAAUUGCACAAUUAUUAUACGAUCUUAUCGGAUUAUUGGGUCCUAUAAUAAUAAAGGCAAAAAUCUUUAUGCAACGUUUAUGGCAAAUUAAAUGUGAUUGGGACGAAUCAGUUCCUCCUGACAUUCACAUUGAUUGGCAGAAUUACAGAAAGGAUUUAACUUGCAUAAAUGAUUUGACCUUUCCACGAUGUGUUGUUAUUGAUGAAGCCACAAAUGUACAAUUGCAUGGGUUUUGUGAUGCAAGCGAAGUUGCAUAUGGCUUGCUCUCAAAACUCGUGCAAUCUGUUCUGCCAAUUUUGGCUUUGAAAAUCGAUGAAAUACAUUUGUGGUCUGAUUCAACAAUAACCUUACAAUGGAUAAACACAGAACCAUAUCAACUAAAAACAUUUGUCGCUAAUCGUGUUUCUCAAAUUCGUGAGACUACAGAUCCAUUAAAGUGGAGACACGUUCCAACAAACCAAAAUCCAGCUGAUCUCUUAUCAAGAGGUCAAAUGCCACGUGAAUUCAUGCAAAAUGCUAUAUGGGUUUCAGGACCAAUUUGGCUCAGCACUGAUGAGAAAAAUUGGCCUCCUAACCAAUUCGAAAAGGUACCAACUUUAGAGUUAAAAGCUAACGUAAAUUUACUUUCAAAUAACGUAACAAAGACACAAGAAACAAAUGACAUUUUAACAAAGUUUUCUUCUAUUCAAAAAACUAAACGCGUUAUGGCAUUUUGUAUGAGAUUCAUUGAUAAUAUCAGAAUUAAUUUGCAAGCAAAGGGUAAAAAAGGUUCGAAAACACAAGCAAUUGUAAAUUCUGGUAUUAAAGAUCUGCGUUUAUCAGUUGAAGAGAUACAAACUGCAAUGAAUAAAAUUCUUGUUCUAUUACAAACACAAUUCUUUUCACGGGAAUUAAAGGCCCUACAAAACAAUGAAAAAUUACCUCGCUCAAGCAGUUUGUUCUCUUUAGAUCCUUUUGUGGGCAAGGACGGUUUGUUACGGGUCGGAGGACGAUUAAAACAUUCAACUUUGUCCUAUAAUGAAAUACAUCCAAUUGUUUUGCCUAAGUCGCAUCACAUUACAAUUUCAAUAAUUAGAUUUAAACAUCAAACUAAUUAUCACAGUGGUGCUCAAGCAACACUGAACGCGGUCAGAUCUAAUUACUGGCCAAUUAAUGGUAUGAACACAGUAAAAAAAGUUAUAAGAAAAUGUAUGACGUGCUUUCGUGCAAAACCUGCGAAUUUAAAUUAUUUAAUGGAUAAUUUACCAAAGGAAAGAGUCACUCAAACUCGACUCUUUGUAAUCACUGGUGUGGAUUAUUGCGGUCCAUUCUUUAUUAAAGAGAAAAAACACAGAAAUCGAAACAAGGUUAAAGCAUAUGUAGCAAUUUUCGUAUGUUUUGCAACAAAAGCUUGUCACAUAGAAUUAGUUAGUGAUUUGACUACCGAAACCUUCAUUGCAUGUUUAAAACGAUUUUUUGCACGACGCGGAAAAAGUUCAACCAUUUUUUCUGACAAUGGAACAAACUUCGUUGGCACAAACAAUGAGUUGACCAAAACACUGCGUGAACUUAUAGAUUCCGAAAAUCACAAGGCGGAAGUUUUAACAUAUCUCGAGAAACAGGGUAUCAAGUGGAAAUUUUCACCUCCAAAUUCACCACAUUUUGGCGGAUUAUGGGAGGCUGCGGUUAAGUCUUUUAAAUAUCUCUUUAUUAGAAGCAUUGGUGAAAAACUGUUUAGUUUCGAAGAGUUGAUCACGUUUACAACCGAAAUAGAAGCAAUCCUAAAUUCACGUCCAAUCACUCCUUUAUCAUCAGAUCCUAAUGACCUUCGAUCAUUAUCUCCAUCUCAUUUUUUAAUUGGUGAUUCAUUAAUGAGUGUACCAGAGCACAAUCUGACUGAUAUCCCAGAGAAUAGGGUGUCAAACUGGCAGAAUAUUCAACGUGUGAAGCAACUUUUUUGGAAUCGAUGGUACAAAGAGUACCUCAAUCAACUCAACAUCCGUUGCAAAUGGCAACAUGCUGGUACUGACAACCCAAAAGUCGGCACCAUGGUCAUCAUCAAGAAAGACAACACGCCACCUUUACGCUGGCACCUAGGAAGAAUAAUUAAAAUUCAUCCUGGAGACGAUUCUAUUGUUAGAGUCGUUACUGUUCGCACUACAACUGGGAUCUAUAAACGAUCAGUUAAACGCGUAGUUUCCUUGCCUAUUGAUUAA